Molecule: messenger RNA, 1931 nt
Organism: Fragaria vesca subsp. vesca
Lineage: Eukaryota; Viridiplantae; Streptophyta; Magnoliopsida; Rosales; Rosaceae
Product: splicing factor U2af large subunit B-like
Exons: 13
Coding region: 1-1773 (590 amino acids)
Biological process (GO): defense response to fungus; mRNA processing
Cellular component (GO): U2-type prespliceosome; U2AF complex; nuclear speck
Molecular function (GO): poly-pyrimidine tract binding; pre-mRNA 3'-splice site binding
Source: RefSeq, a predicted model, not a curated record
AUGGCCGACUACGAAGGACGUUACGACGGUAACGGAGAGGACGUCGACGGCAACUCUCCCCAGCCGCGGAGCUCUAACCACGGCGCUCUCGACGAUUACGGCGAUUCCAAAUCUCAGCAUUCUCGUGAUUACGAGAGAGAAUCUUCGAAGAGCAGAGAGAAGGAAAGAGAGAAGGGGCGUGAUAAGGAGAGGGACAGGGACAGAGACCGGGAGAGGGACAGAGAUAGGGAGAGGGAUAGGGAUAGGGGGAGAAGCAAGGAUAAGGAUAGGGAGAGAGACAGGGAUAGGGAUAGGGAUAGAGAUAGGGAUCAUGAUCGUCAUCAUCAUAGAGAUCGCCACAGGGAUCGUGAAAGGAGUGAGCGAAGGAGAGACAGGGAUGAUGAUGAUGAGGAUCACUACCGCAGCCGUGACCGUGACAGGCGGAGGGAUUAUGACAGAGACAGGGAGGAUAGGCAUAGGCGCAGGUCUCGUUCCAGGGGUAGAUCUGAGCAUAAAUCCAGAUCGAGAUCACGCUCUCGCUCACGUUCCAAAAGAAUUAGUGGUUUUGAUAUGGCGCCUCCUGCUUCUGCACUAAUACCUGGUGCUGCUGUUCCUGUGACAGGCCAGAUGCCUGGAGCUACUCCAACCAUUCCUGGGAUGUUCCCAAACAUGUUCCCUUUGGCAACUGGCCAGUUUGGAGCACUUCCUGUUAUGCCUGUACAGGCAAUGACUCAACAGGCUACUAGGCAUGCCCGGAGGGUGUAUGUUGGAGGGCUUCCCCCUACAGCAAAUGAGCAGUCGGUUGCUACAUUUUUCAGCCAUGUUAUGCAUGCUAUUGGAGGGAACACUGCUGGCCCAGGAGAUGCUGUUGUUAAUGUUUACAUCAAUCAUGAAAAAAAAUUUGCCUUUGUUGAGAUGAGAUCUGUCGAAGAGGCCAGCAAUGCAAUGGCUUUGGAUGGGAUUAUUUUUGAGGGGGCCCCUGUUAAGGUUAGGAGACCUAGUGACUACAACCCAUCUCUUGCUGCAACACUCGGUCCAAGCCAGCCCAGUCCAAAUCUCAACUUGGCUAAUGUUGGCUUAACACCUGGUUCUGCUGGUGGGCUUGAGGGCCCUGAUCGCAUUUUUGUUGGUGGUCUACCCUACUACUUUACAGAAGCCCAGAUCAAGGAGCUGCUCGAGUCUUUUGGACCUCUCCGUGGUUUUGAUUUAGUGAAAGAUAGGGAAACAGGAAACUCGAAAGGAUACGCAUUUUGUGUUUACCAAGAUCUUGCAGUUACCGACAUAGCCUGUGCAGCACUGAAUGGGAUUAAAAUGGGUGACAAGACGCUCACGGUUAGGCGUGCUAAUCAAGGUGCCAACCAGCCAAAACCUGAGCAAGAGAGUGUUCUGUUGCAUGCACAGCAGCAAAUUGCAUUACAGGUUAGUGAAUAUAUUCGUUUUUUGUUGUUGCAACAGCCUGCUUCUGCUUUGGUGGCCACCAAAGUUGUAUGUUUGACACAAGUAGUUAAUGAGGAAGAACUGAAGGAUGAUCUUGAGUAUGAAGACAUUAUGGAAGAUAUGAAGCAGGAGGGCGAGAAAUUUGGUUCUCUCGUGAGUGUCAUGAUUCCUCGUCCACGACCAGAUGGCCAACCCUCUCCUGGAGUUGGAAAGGUGUUUUUGGAGUAUGCGGACGUUGAUGGUUCUACAAAAGCCCGCACAGGGAUGCAUGGCCGUAAAUUUGGUGGGAAUUCUGUUGUGGCAGUGUUUUAUCCAGAGGACAAGUUUGCUCAGGGUGACUAUGACGCUAGUUGCUAGCCCCCUUGUAUUAACUUUAGAUUAUUAAGAUUGUCUGAACUAUUUGUUUCUUCCCAGUUAUUUGCUGUAGUGAGGUAUUUGUAGCCUAGUGUAUAACUAGGUUGAACAUGCAGUUUGGCAGAUUUACAAAAUGAAUUUGGUAAUGGUUUUAAAUUUGC